CUGGCAGUCGAGAAAGUCCCUCUUUUUGCCGUGUUUGGAAAUUUAAACCAUGGGGCUCCAAUGGAUGUGGUCAUUGAUCUUGAUGGUGGACCUUCUCCAUGUGGCUAUGUCAAUGUCUACGUGCAAGGCAGUGGACAUGGAACAGGUGAAGAACAGGAGGAUCGAAGCCAUUAGAGGGCAAAUUCUUAGUAAACUGAAGCUCACUGAACCUCCAGAUGUAGAGAGCGACGAGCUGACAGUCCCCAAGGAGGUCAUGUCUAUUUACAAUAGCACUGUGGACACCAUUAACGAAAAAAUAAAGAAGGAAAAGCCGGUUGUGGAGGAAUAUUAUUCCAAACAGGUUGAAAUGAUUGAGAUGAUCAAGAAAGAUUCUCCGGAGGGUAAUCCCAGCAACAAUGAAUUCAUAUUUACCUUCAGCGCGGCCCGGGUAAGGCAGAUUGUGGUAACCAAUGAAAUGCUGCACCAGGCUGAACUGCGAAUAUUUCGGAAAAAGUCGACAAGAGCGACACAGAGAACAGAGAUCAGAGUGGAGCUGCACAGGGUUGACAGCAACGUCUCCUCUCGAUAUCUUGAUAGCAUGUAUUUGUGGCCAACAGAUGAUGAGGAAUGGAUUUCAUUUGAUGUGACAGAGUCUGUGAAGCGAUGGCUGACCAACACAGAUGAGAAUCAAAGUUUCAAACUACAAAUGCCUUGUUCUUGUUCGGAUAUUAAGAAUGAACAAAUUCUGGAAAUUGGUGGGUUCUCGAAUAAACGAGGAGACAUGCAAGAGCUCGCCUCGAAUGAAUUUCCUCCCUACCUCCUAAUCACGUACACCCCAGAGGGGCGAAUGGAGCAGACUCCCAACACCCGCCGCAAGAGAGCGGUGGAUGAGGAAUUCUGCCGCACGAACAGUGGAAAGAACUGCUGUGUAAAACCCCUUACUAUUAACUUCCGCAAGGAUCUUGGCUGGAAAUGGAUUCAUGCACCUAAAGAAUAUGAAGCCAAUUAUUGUUUAGGAAGUUGUCCAUUUAUUUGGAGCAUGGACAAACAGUACAGCAAGGUCCUGGCUCUCUAUAAUCAGAACAAUCCAGGUGCCUCUAUCUCUCCAUGCUGUGUACCGGAUGUUUUGGAACCACUCCCUAUUAUCUACUACGUUGGCAGAACAGCAAAAGUGGAGAAACUGUCAAACAUGGUGGUCCGAUCUUGUCAGUGCAGCUGAGACUUAACACUGGAGGACAGAAGUUAAGGAAACAACACGGUACUGGACUUUGCCACAACCAACGUUAGACAGAGACCUGUGGUCAGCACUUGCCCUUGCACCCUGUGAUUGAACAUUCAUAUCUUAGGUCAAAAGAUACUUUCUCUCUUGCCCUUUUAGUGUGCUUGGGUUCAAAGACCUGCAGAUACUAUUCCUGCUAAGUACAAAGAGCUGCACGGCAACAACACCAGUACUUACACAGUAACUCACCAUUUUCCCUCAAAGCUUGGUACCUCUGAAGAGCCAUGCCCUUUUACUCCCUUUGGUAUAUAAACUACAGUCAAAACAAGUUAUAUGUCAUUGGGAAACACCAAAGCUAAACUGGAAUUCACAAGCCUGGUAAGCUUACCAAGUCACAUUUAGGUUCUUGGACAAGCAAAGAAAAUUCAAGAAUGUUUCCUCAUCCACUAUGGCUCUGUUUCUCUUCUGCUGGCUGUGCCAGCUUGGUAGAGUGGUGGACAUCAAGCCCUGAUGAUAUAUCAGCCAUUACCAAGACCAUGAACUAAGGAGUGGUGGAGGGUGUUCAGCACA
Nanorana parkeri is the source of this 1768-nucleotide messenger RNA. RefSeq names its product transforming growth factor beta-1-like. Gene Ontology annotation, biological process: regulation of cell population proliferation; BMP signaling pathway; transforming growth factor beta receptor signaling pathway. Lineage: Eukaryota; Metazoa; Chordata; Amphibia; Anura; Dicroglossidae. The record is from RefSeq and is a predicted model, not a curated record. Gene Ontology annotation, molecular function: type III transforming growth factor beta receptor binding; growth factor activity; cytokine activity. Bases 50 to 1198 code for a protein of 382 amino acids. The transcript has 7 exons. Gene Ontology annotation, cellular component: extracellular region.